UUAUACACCCAAAGACAUUCAUUCCAUUUACUUCCCUAUUUCCCAAUUGCACUUUCAUGUAUACUAUUUCCACCUCGAUUUGAAAGGCACAGGUUUCUCCCUACACCUUUUAGCUACGGUGCAACCCAGUAUCCAGCAUCUACACGGGGCCACAACCCAGGAUCCACCGAUCCAGCCUUUCAUCGCGAACUUUUGCACAACUUCGCCAACGAGGUCAACCUUGCUGCUAUUAGGAGCUCGGAAUAAAUUCGCGAUGAGUUCAAUCUCGGAGACUGCCUCGUCUCGCCCUAGUUCCCCGUCCGGAAAUGGGAACGAGAACGGCGAGGGAAGAGGAAAGGAAGAAUGGAAGGGGCAUUCGAAGCGCCUGUGCUCAGAUUGGUUGGUGUCUUACGAGUCCAACUUCUCCUUCGCAAAAGACCGUGAAUGGUUCACAACCUACACCCCCUUUGACUCCUACGUGCUAGACCACAAGGGUGUACUCAUGGAAGUGUUCGGCAUCGGCAGCGUCACCCUCCCUAUCAAGUGCAGCAACUCUUUCGACGACAAUCCGACACACGGUGCAGAAGUCACGCUUCAAGACGUUCUCCAUAUUCCCAGAGCGGUCUGCAACGUGGUCUCCAGGCAUGACAAAACUCUGGGGCGCCAGGAGCUGUGGACGUUGCCGAGCGAGGACGAUCCUUACAAGCGGGGCGUCUUCCAGCACCAACACAAACACAGGUCGAAAUCGAAUGAACUAGCAUCAGGUCUCAACGACGACGUGAACGUCUGCGUCUACGUACCUCCAAACAGCGGUUCACUUUGCCUACUUGACCUGGAUCUGGAUCGCCCACCCACGGGUUAUGCACUGGCGCCUACAUCUUUCCCAUCAUACACCAAUGACAAUGGAUCAUCACCGAAGAUAAACUUCACGUACAGCGGCGACCUGAUCCCGCUCACUUGGCCUGACAACCAGAGAGAGAAAUGGCAAAGGAGGAAGGAAACCGGCGACGACGACUCGUGUGCUUGUAUGGCGGCAAAUACCACAGCCACUACUGGUACAGGACCAAGGAUCAAGAACUCGGAGCUGGUGAAAAGGCUCAUGGAUCAAAGGGCAGGAGUCAUCAGUCAGCUGAGAUUGCUGGACGAGCUCAUUGAUGAACUGCAAGGUGUGACGCCGGCGGCAACGGUGAGCGACAGUGUUAACAACUCCGACAUGACACCGGUUUCCACGAGCACCAGUCCUUCUCUUUCAAGCGUGACGCCAGCGGCAACGGCGAGCGUUGUCAACUCCGACACGACACCGGUCGACACGAGCACUCCUUCGGUUUCAGGGGCGGGGGAUCGCUCAGGGGUCUGCCAUGGAGGAGAAGACAACACUGAAACAUAUGAGUUCGUUCGCACGACGAUGGAUGAAGAGGCAGAGGCAGAGACAGAGGUCAUGGCAGAGGUAGAGGCCAUGGAGUGGGAAGAAACCAAGGCAGAGGCGGAGGCCAUGGAGUGGGAAGAGUCCAUGGUAGAGGCAGAGUCCAUGGCAGAGGCAGAGGAAGAGGCAGAGCCGGAGGAAGAGGCAGAGCCAGAGCCAGAGGCAGCGGAGGAAGAGGAAGAGGCCCAGUGGGAGACCCAGUCAGAGGAAGAGGCAGAGGAAGAGGCAGAGGAAGAGGAAGAGGUAGAGCUGGAGCUGGAGCCGGAGCCAGAGCCGGAGCCGGAGGCAGCAGAAUCCGUGGAAUGGCUUCCACUUUCGAGCGUUGGCUUUCGAGUUGAUUGCGACCCGGAUAAGGGUAGCUACACUGGCCUCUUUACCGUAACUUCGCCGGGAGGUUAUAAGGGCAAAACGUGGUCAUAUGACCGGGUAAAGAAGAAUAAACUGUCGGAAGAUGAAAAAGCAUGGCUCAAGGCCGUCUCCAAGUACAAGCCACGCUUCUUCCAAUUUAUUGGGUACGACGCCGAUACGGAUACAUGGGAGCCGGAGAGGGGAGGAGGCAAGGACAGAGCAUAUGCACGUACGCUAGUGAAAUGGUGCAGGGUGCACGCUCGUCGUUGCCUUUAUACCGGAGAGAUCAUAGUCGAUCUCGAUUCAGGCAUCCUAAACGAUCACGGCUUGGCAGCGGCAAAGGAGAGACUCAGGGCACUGAGGGCAGAAGGCCGGGAGCGGAGUCCUGAAGCGAGACAAGAGAAUAUUUUCAUUCAAGAUAUGACAUUGUGGCUAAGAUCGCAGGGGGACAACUUGAGCUACAAAGAUAUCCCUGGCGAGCAUUGUUGGAGCUACGAAGAGAUCUUUGGCGAGGAUUGA
Messenger RNA from Neurospora tetraspora, 2269 nucleotides. RefSeq lists its product as uncharacterized. The transcript is spliced from 3 exons. The record is from RefSeq and is a predicted model, not a curated record. NCBI's taxonomy places the organism in Eukaryota, Fungi, Ascomycota, Sordariomycetes, Sordariales, Sordariaceae. Bases 254 to 2269 code for a protein of 671 amino acids.